AUGACGUCUGCGGCUCAAGACAUGACCAACAACUUAAAGUCGGCGGCGUUAUCGGUAACUAUUUUCGUCGGCAUUGAGGUCGCUGUCGGCUUCGUCGGGAACCUCUUCGUGCUCUACGUGUUCCUCUUCCGGUACCAUACCUGCAACUUCCGCUACUUCGUACUAUGUCUGUCUUUCCUUGAUUUCAUCAGCACACUGACCACAAUGCCAGGCGAAAUAUUUUCGCAACAAAACUGGUACACGUACCCAUUUCCGGAUAUCUGCAAGGCAAAAUCAUUUUUUAACGUCUACACCGUUACUGGCGAAGCAGUUUGCCUUUGCAUCAUUGCUAUAGACCGCUACCGCAAGGUAUGCCAGCCAUUCGGUUGGCAGAUUCGUCCGCGACUAGCUUUACUCUUAUGUGGAUUUAUUCACAUCGCAGCUGUCGCGAUGGCGGUUCCGGUCUCUAUCCUAUGGGGAGUGAAUUCACAUCCGGAGAAGUACAACAAAACAACGUCAGUCAAUGUCACCGUAUGCGAGAAGGAUCAGGAAUUUUUACAAAAAGACAAUCCGUUUGAGUAUGUUACAACGGUUGAGGUUGUUGUCUUCAUUUGCCUGGUGAUUAUGUUUUUCCUGUACAUAUUUGUGGCCAAGACAUUGAUACUAGGUAAAAAUAGAUUCCAACAGCGGACAGGGUCCCAGACGGGGAUCGGCUCAAACGCCCAAGUCUUGUGUACGGAAAAGGAGUUAAGUUCGGACAGAGCUCAGUCCGAAGACGGGUAUUGUUCGACAUCAGAUGAACGGAAGAAAACUGACCCAAACGGAAUACUCGAUAGGGAGCAACCGCAGAACUUGAGUGCCAACAGUUGUGAUUUAUCAAGUGAAGUUGUCAUUGAGGUGGAAGACAUGAAUGUAGUAACAACCAACAGAGGGGACCCGGGGCAAGUCAGUGAAAAGGCCUCAACGCAAAUUGCAGCUGCGAUUGUCCACCAGAGAGAAGACAAAGUCAGAAGGGUACGAAGGAAGACGCUGAUAAUGUUAAUCCUGACCAUUGUUUUCAUUAUAACCGCAAUUCUGUACCUGACCUUACUAGCGUUAAUCUCGAGGUCGAACGACAUCUUGCAGAACAUGGACUAUCAAGGAAAGGCGGUGUAUUUCUUCUUCUUCCGGUUGGUGUUUAUCAAUCACGUGAUCAAUCCGAUUGUGUACGGAUGUCUGGAUGAACAGUUUAAGAAAGUCAUGUCGGGCGUGAAACAAUCCGUGGUCACUUUGUUAAAAUGCGGAUAG
Messenger RNA from Dreissena polymorpha, 1266 nucleotides. RefSeq lists its product as uncharacterized. The record is from RefSeq and is a predicted model, not a curated record. Gene Ontology annotation, molecular function: neuropeptide receptor activity. Bases 1 to 1266 code for a protein of 421 amino acids. Lineage: Eukaryota; Metazoa; Mollusca; Bivalvia; Myida; Dreissenidae. Gene Ontology annotation, biological process: neuropeptide signaling pathway. Gene Ontology annotation, cellular component: membrane. The transcript has a single exon.